AUGAAGACCUACAUUGUGCAUUUAAGUUCACCUGAAGACCAAGUGAUUCCUCAGCAGUCACAUGACCUUGAAGAAUGGUAUUAUUCAUUUUUGUCAAAUAUUACUUACACAAACUCAAUAACAGAGAAACCAAAAAUAGUUUAUGCGUAUCACCAUGUGAUUACAGGAUUUUCUGCCAAAAUGUCAGCAGAGCAAGCAGAGGCAAUGACUAAUAUGAUUGGGGUUGCAGAAGUAAGACCGGAAAGUCUCUUUCAGUUGCAUACAACUCACUCACAACAGUUUCUAGGCUUGCACCACUAUUCUACUGGUUUGUGGAAAGGUUCAAACUACGGAAAGGGGACCAUAAUUGGGAUUCUAGACUCCGGUAUUACUCCUGGACACGUUUCAUUUCAUGAUAAAGGCGUCCCGCCUCCACCAGCAAGAUGGAAAGGCAAAUGUGAAAUAGCGGGGUGUAAUAAUAAACUGAUUGGAAUGAGAAACUUUGUUUUAACCGAACGUUCCCCUGUUGAUGAACAAGGCCAUGGGACUCACACUUCAAGUACUGCUGCGGGGAAUUUUGUAGCUAAUGCAAAUAUAUUUGGAUAUGCCAACGGUACUGCCUCAGGGACAGCACCACAUGCACACUUGGCAAUGUAUAGAGUAUGUGACCAACAAUAUUGUUCAGAAAGCAACUUACUUGCAGGUAUGGAUGCAGCCAUUACUGAUGGAGUUGAUGUGCUUUCAAUUUCACUUGGUGGACGUUCUGCCCCAUUUUAUCGAGAUGCUUUAGCAAUAUGUGCAUUUGCUGCAAUUCAGAAAGGGAUCUUUGUAAGUUGUUCAGCAGGUAACUCAGGUCCAUUUAUGUCUAGUCUGUCAAAUGAAUCCCCGUGGGUCCUUACAGUUGGGGCCAGUACCAUGGAUAGAAAAAUAAGAACCACAGUUUAUCUUGGAAACAAGAAGUUAAUCGAUGGUGAAUCAUUAUACCAGCCAAAGAACUUCAUUCAAAAGCUAAUGCCACUUGUUUACCCUGGUAAAAAGGGUGAUUACAAUGCAGCAACAUGUAGAAGAGGAUCACUGAACGGCAUUGACGUCAAGGGGAAAGUAGUAUUGUGUGAUUUAGGCGGUAUGAUUGAAGCAAUUGAAAAGGGUGAGGUAGUGAAGGAUGCUGGAGGGGCUGCCAUGAUUCUGGCAAAUGCAGGUUCUUGCCCUGAGACUACAGAACCGCAGGUUCAUGUUCUUCCUGCAUCAAAUGUUGGUUACAAGGAAGGAGUUAAGAUCAAAAGGUACUUGAGUUCAACUUCAUCCCCCAUAGCAGCUAUCCUUUUCCGUGGUACUGUAAUUGGCAUAAAAUCAGCUCCACAAGUGGCUUGUUUCUCUUCAAGAGGACCUAGCCUUGCUAGUCCCGGGAUCCUGAAACCAGACAUCAUUGGACCUGGUGUUGACGUUCUUGCAGCUUGGCCAAAUGUAGUCAAUUACAGGCCACAUAUAAAAACAACAUUUAACCUAUUAUCAGGCACGUCAAUGGCAUGUCCUCAUCUAGCAGGCAUAGCCGCAUUGUUAAAAAGCACACAUCCAAAAUGGUCUCCUGCUGCAAUUAAGUCGGCAAUAAUGACCACAGCGAGUCAAGUAAGUCUAAAUAACAAAUUCAUUGCAGAUGAAAGAAAACUUCCUGCAGACAUUUAUGACAUCGGUGCUGGGCACGUGAGCCCAUCAAAAGCCAACAAUCCAGGGAUUGUUUUUGACAUCCAGCCUCAUGAUUACAUUGCGUAUAUGUGUGGGUUAGGCUAUACAAACGAACAAAUUAGAAUGAUUGUUAAAAGACACUUUUACUGCAUAAAAAGCAUACCCGAAGCAGAGUUGAACUAUCCUUCAUUUGUAGUCGCACUUAAAAGUGGUGAUAGAAAAGCAUAUUCAAGGACGGUGACCAACGUUGGUAUAGCACGGUCAACUUACACCAUUGGGAAUGUUUCACUCCCGCAGGGUGUACAUAUGGUGAUUAGCCGUCCUCAGGGGCUGAGAUUCAUAGCCAUGAACCAGAAGUUAACAUAUAAAUUAACAUUUAGUCGUGAUUACACGGAUAAGAUAAGAGGUCCUUAUGGCCAAGGUUAUAUGACUUGGAUUUCAGGAAAAUACUCAGUCAGAACUCCAUUUUUAUUCAUGUUUAGAUGA
Messenger RNA from Erigeron canadensis, 2148 nucleotides. RefSeq names its product subtilisin-like protease. Gene Ontology annotation, molecular function: serine-type endopeptidase activity. The record is from RefSeq and is a predicted model, not a curated record. The transcript has a single exon. The coding region runs from base 1 to 2148 and encodes 715 amino acids. NCBI's taxonomy places the organism in Eukaryota, Viridiplantae, Streptophyta, Magnoliopsida, Asterales, Asteraceae. Gene Ontology annotation, biological process: proteolysis.